This is a messenger RNA of Colletotrichum phormii, 1349 nucleotides long. RefSeq names its product DNA repair exonuclease rad1. Bases 144 to 1349 code for a protein of 401 amino acids. NCBI's taxonomy places the organism in Eukaryota, Fungi, Ascomycota, Sordariomycetes, Glomerellales, Glomerellaceae. Gene Ontology annotation, cellular component: nucleus; checkpoint clamp complex. The record is from RefSeq and is a predicted model, not a curated record. Gene Ontology annotation, biological process: DNA damage checkpoint signaling; protein N-linked glycosylation; DNA repair. The transcript is spliced from 5 exons.
CCAUUGACAGCACUUUCCGGAUACAUCUGGAGAUUCACGAUUCUGUGCAAGCCUUGUUCAACGGUCCGGACCACCUUUUGCGACAUCGACGCAAACGACUCAGAUAUAACAGAACAAUCAAUUGUCUUCUCCUCGAUCAGCAGAUGGACUCCUCGUUGCUUGAGGUCUGGCAAGCUGCUGCUAGCACGCCGUUCCAACCCGCCGUCGCCAAGGAUUCCCAAUUCUUCAUUGCGUUCCUUCUUCUCCUCAUUGGUGUUGCUAUCACUGGUUUCUUUGCUUUUAACCGGUCCUUCAUCAACAUCCCAGCGCUUGGCGUGCCUGCCUCAGCAGCAAUUGCAUUCGGCACGGUUUACAUGUUCUGCGCGGUCGGAGUCUACCCCAGUGCGGUACCGCAGCCGCUGUUCCGUGCUGUGGCGAGCUCGACGAGACCGCUGUAUCAGUUACUGAGGACCAUCAGCUUCUCCAAUAAGGUCCAUGUUCAACUCCAGGAAGAUGGCAUCAGGUUCGCCGCGGAUCUAUCUAGGGUCAUGCAAGGCAAGAUGACUGACCAUCGUCUAGGUACUGCCUUCCUCGACAAGAAGCUCUUUACGUCGUACUCUCUGAACCUUGCAGAUGACGAGCCCUUGCCCAACUUUCAAAUUACUCUCCCAGCACUUCUCGAGACGCUUCAAAUUUUCGGCGCAGUGGACGUUGCAACACGCACGCAAAAGGCCGAGCAAGACCCGUACCGCAGCAAUCUCCGCAACUACCGACCAGAUGCGUUUAGUAACCAAACUCUGGGGAUUGGCGGGACUUGCAGCCUGGUAUAUACCGAAGAGGGCGGCCAAUUCAACAUUAUCAUUGAGGAAAGCGGGGUCAAAACUACCGCCAGCCUCACAACCUAUCUGCCGGAAAUCCCAGAGGAGAUACCCUUUGACCGGGAGAACCUGUCUUUCAAAAUCAUUAUGCAGGCGCGCUACCUUCUUGACGCCUUGGCCGAGCUGGCACCUACCGGCCCCAGCCGCCUAACCAUAUCGGCCUCGAAGAACCAACCCUACCUUUCCCUUUCCGGUGCCGGCGACCUGGGGUCUUCCACCGUGGACUUCGCCAAAGGCCGCGAGCUACUGGAGACCUUUUCAAUCCAGGACCGAUGGACCCAGACCUACAAAUUCGAUCUGAUUAAGUCUUCGAGCGAGGCGAUGAGGAUCGCUAGCAAAAUUAGCUUCCGCGGCGACGCCCAGGGCGUUCUGAGCUUGCAAUUCAUGGUUGAGGUAGAGGGCGGCGGAGUCAGCUUUUUGGACUUCCGGUUUGUGCCAUUCAUCACGCACGAGGACGAUGAGGACGAAGAGGGACAGGAUGAGGAUGAGUAA